CAGCAGCAUACAAAUAAACAUGGCGUCCUAUCUACUUGUUAUGUAAGACUAGCUUAUUGUAGAUAUAAAUUGUGGUGGACAGUAUUCUUCCAUUCAGAAAUCAAACACACACGAAUAUGGGGUUUCCUUGUUUGGCUGAUAUGUGUUUAUUCUAUGUUUUUAUGGACAUUACUUUGAACAAAGGACAAAGCUUGCGAAAACGGAUUAACAUACCCACUGGAGGCGUGAGGUUUUCUCACAACUGUUACCCCAACAAGGUCGUGAGUCAAAAAGAUUACGUUAACAUCGUCGGGUUUCUCAGCCGAGAUGGUCUUCUUAGUGACCUCUGGUCAGGUGUCCUUGACUUCUACAUUGAACCUGUUGCAGGAAGAAGCCAUAAGGUCUGUGGCGUGAGCUUUACAGCGUGCUCUAGCAGCCAGGCCAACGCUUGUCGGUGCACAUCAGUGACGUCAUUGAACAUGUAUUUCUCAGUGACCAUCAGGCUGACCUCAGAGAUGAACAACAGCAGGGUCGUGGCCUUCACCUCCGACGAGGUCAACUUCACGUCUGAGGCCGCCACCAUCAUAUUAGAGCCGGAUGUCUGGUCAAGUAUAACGUUCGACAACAAAACAGUCAAUGUCCGGAGUUGCAUGGUGGAUGUGUCCAGGAAGACCGUGACGGCCUUCACCUUCUGUGUGAUGUACGCAAUUAAGCCUCGGUUGACCUACAGAUACAGACGACAGGAGGUCGCGCAUGAUGACGGCAGUUCCUGCCUGCACGGAACCUUGGAACUGAUGAAUUCACUGGUCACCUUGACCUUUUCUUACCUUGACGAAUGUGGUCGCAGUAACUCUUUCGUCUGUUACUUGUACUCUGACGUCCUGAUCUACCUUCAACUAAACAACACAAUGGUGGACAUCUUUAACUGCUCUGCCAGUUGGCCCCAAGGCCAGAUCCUACUCAUCACAUUCUGUGCGUCACGAAUUAGGCAACCUAAGGUGGUUGUGACCUUCAACGGCGACACACUUGGGUCGUUUCAAACUGAAUGUGCCAAUGUGACAGUACACGUGUCUUCAUUUAGUAACACUUUAAACAUAGACUAUAGCGACAGUUCUCAGAACGCUGGAUCUUACGACUGUUACAUCUCGGGAGUCAAAGGUCAAGGUGACUUUUUGGAGACGAUGCCCUACGACUGGUCAGACUCUAAUGAAAUGAAACCACGCUCCGGAUUCCGAAUCGACACAUUCCUGAUUGCCCUAGUGAUGACCAUUUUCCUCAUUUUUGGGGCAGUUUCUUCCAUCUUUGUGUACGAAUAUUAUGUUUCUGUUUCAGAUAGGCGGAAAAGUAAAAGUCCUAAACAUCACGCACCAGCGCCAUACAAAAUCUCUUCCAAAGACAUUCUAGGUGAUGUCUACACAGGACCAAGCCGAAUUAAAAGUAUAUCAACAGGUACUGGUGAUAGCUCCAGUGUAGAUUCCGAAAGUUACGACUCGACAACCUCUUGACUAUUUAUAGCAAGCACCCAAAAGGAGGAGUAACUACAUUUUGAAAAGGAUAACAUCAUGUAACAAUGAACUAUUCUCUGAAAAUACCAGAGUUGUGAUUCUUUGAGAUCGACCAACACUGAAUGGUGGACAGUAAUAAAGUUCAAAAUUCGCUUUCGUGGACUCACUUGAGACCUGACAAAUUUGUCACAUACGAAGACGGUGGAUGCUAUGUUCUAAAAUAGAUUAAUGAUUUUUUAUUUUUUUUACAGUGUAAUUUUUUUGUCACAAUGAUUAAAUAUAAACUAUAACAAAAAAAAAUUGAAAUAAAAAAUAAUAAAU
Molecule: messenger RNA, 1805 nt
Organism: Biomphalaria glabrata
Lineage: Eukaryota; Metazoa; Mollusca; Gastropoda; Planorbidae
Exons: 13
Coding region: 117-1484 (455 amino acids)
Source: RefSeq, a predicted model, not a curated record